Molecule: messenger RNA, 2128 nt
Organism: Cimex lectularius (bed bug)
Lineage: Eukaryota; Metazoa; Arthropoda; Insecta; Hemiptera; Cimicidae
Gene: AdoR
Product: adenosine receptor A3
Exons: 4
Coding region: 174-1412 (412 amino acids)
Biological process (GO): G protein-coupled adenosine receptor signaling pathway; adenylate cyclase-activating G protein-coupled receptor signaling pathway
Cellular component (GO): membrane
Molecular function (GO): G protein-coupled receptor activity
Source: RefSeq, a predicted model, not a curated record
GUGGUAUCAAUGACCGGAUAAACAGAAGCUUGCCAAAUUUGUAUUUGUUGACACCUGUGGAGUAGACUUGAGAUGAACUGUUGUGAUGGUCAUGAAAGGUGGGGGCGUACUGGGAGGGGGCGGCUGGAGCGAGGUUCACCGGCAGUCGGACGCGUGAGUUUCAUGGAGACGGGAUGGAAAAGAGCGACAACGACUCAAUGCUAGUCGAAGAUUUGGAAUACUUCGGAUUGUUCAACGGGAGCCGGACGAGCGAGUUUUCCACCGAGGUCGAGACUGGGAACCGUACCCUGGCCGAUGACAUGCGGAUGAACACGGUGUACACGAUCUGCGAAGUGUCCGUCGGUUGUCUGGCCGUUGUGGGAAACACGCUCGUCAUCCUUGCCUUCAAACGAGAAAAGAGACUCCGCCGGCUGACUAACUACUACAUCGUAUCACUGGCGAUCGCGGAUCUUCUCGUCGGCCUUCUCGGCAUCCCUUGUGCACUUUUGUCCAAAGUCGGUUUGCCGAAGCAGCUCUACCUAUGCCUGACGACUCUAUCCCUUCUAGUCCUACUCUGCACCAUAUCGAUAUUUUCUCUAGUCGCUGUUUCCGUCGACAGGUACUGGGCAAUUCUCUACCCAAUGGCCUACGCAAGGAACGUCACGUCGAAAACAGCUAUAUAUAUUAUUUGUCUCUGCUGGGUCCUCGGUACUAUAGUCGGAUUCCUUCCACUCCUUGGCUGGAACAACGGGAUGGCCAUCGACUCUCCCCAGUGCCACUUUACUGAAGUUAUGGACUACAACUUUCUCGUUUUUCUGUACCUGGCGACAAUCGUCUUCCCAGCGCUGCUUAUGGCAGCUUUUUACGCUCAUAUAUACUCCGUCGUUCUUAAACAGCUUCGCCAAAUGGUAACGAUAAAUGGCAUGACUGGAGGUGGUUCGAUGCUGAGGGUUCUAGGCGCUGCGAGAAAGAGGGACGUCAAAGCUACUAAAAACCUCUCAAUAAUCGUUUUAUUUUUUGUGCUCUGCUGGUUCCCACUUUACACGAUAAACUUCAUUCAAGCCUUUUGCCCGAUGUGUCAAGUGCCAGAGCUGGCGACGAAUUCAUGCAUCAUUCUAUCGCAUCUCAACUCGGCGGGAAACCCGCUUCUUUACGCCUAUCACCUCACGGACUUCAGGACAGCACUUAGGUCCCUUCUCACAUGCGCUCCCGUUGAACAACAACACCGCCCGCACCUCAUCAACUCGACCGUCAGACAGAAAAUCAUCUACAAGAUUCCAGCAUCGACUCCGAAACUUCCGCACAGGAUUUAUAACGUGGAAUCUGUCCAAACCCAGUUGGAAUCCGACUACAAACGGAUCGGGGCGAGAUGCUCCGUGGAUUCGAGUUUGGACAAGGACGGCACACCUCCGAGGACGAUCCAACCACCUUGAAUUUAUAAAAUUAGACGAGUUUUAUUUUUAAAUUCAGCUCAUUUAGUCAAAAUGCAGUAUAAUAAGGAAAGAACGGUAAAACAUUGUAACUUUCUUGCACUGAAUACGUUUAAACUAUUUAUCAUGAACCUACAACAGCUAUGAUGUUUGUUUUUAUCAGGUUAAACAAAUAUAACAACAAAAAGCUUUCCAUGAAACACAAUUAUUCGAAAAAUGAUUACGUUCCAAUAAACAUGGGCAAAUAUUUCUUAAUUUUUGUACAACUGCCGUCCGCAAUAUGUCAAAAAUUACUAUAAAAAAUCAAUUAAGGUUCACGAUAUGAAUAAAAAAGAUGACACGUAUAUGCCAAACUUGGCUUGAAUGUCAUUUACCGUGAAGCACGUACAAAUUACAAUAAAAAUGCCAAUUAAAUAAUAUUUUUAAAAAAUGUGAAUACAUCAAUUUACGUUUGGACAACGUAUAUGGUUAAAAAGCAAUCUUUUUACUUAUAAGUACGCCAAUGUUAUUUUUAAGUUUAUAAAAAUAACAAGGAUCAAUUAAGUUAAUUUUGAACAAACAAAAAAAUUUGAAAAUUUGAAAUGAUUUGAAAAAAAAAUAUAAUAAGAAAUAUGCUAAUGAAACAUGUUCACACUUAUCCAAAGAAAUGCCAAAAGUUUUUAAAAAAAAUUUAUAUUAGGGUAAAAUGACAAAAAGUUAUAAUUAUUUAUAUAUAUAUA